Molecule: messenger RNA, 3583 nt
Organism: Apis florea (little honeybee)
Lineage: Eukaryota; Metazoa; Arthropoda; Insecta; Hymenoptera; Apidae
Gene: AGO2
Product: Argonaute 2
Molecular function (GO): protein binding; RNA binding
Source: RefSeq, a predicted model, not a curated record
UAAUGAUAGUGAUACUAUAUACUAUAUAAAAAGAUUUAAGACGUAAAAACAAAUAUAAAGUUUGAAGUCUCUUAAGUUUCUUAAAAGUUCGAUCAAAACUUAUAUAAUAGAAAUUAACAAUUAAUACUUUAAAGGAUAUUGUAUGAUAUUCGAAUAUUGACAUAAAAAAAAACUUAACGAUUUUUGCUGCAAACAAAUAAAGCAUAUUAAAAUGGGACGGAAAGGAAAGAAAAAACAAAAUGUGCAAGAUCAUCCACACUCAUCUAUUUCACAGCAACAAAGUAGCUCACAAGAUCAACAACAAAAUCCAAGUGGUUCACAAGUUUCACAACAAGUACAUAGUCAGCACCAGCAAUCGGAUAUUUCACAAAAACAUGCAUGUCCAAAACAACAGUCAGAUAGUCCUCAGCAAACACAACAAGCACAGACAUCUGGUCAACAACAAUAUCAACAUAUUUCACCGCAGCAACCACAUGGUCAAAGGCAACAGUCAAAUAGUCCUCAGCAACAAGCAUGGAGAUCUAAUCAGCAACAACAACUUACUUCACCGCAACAACCACAUGGUCAAAGGCAACAGUCGAAUAGUCCUCAGCAACAAGCAUGGAGAUCUAAUCAGCAACAACAACAUAGUUCACCACAGCAACUACAUGGUCAAAGGCAACAGUCGAAUAGUCCUCAGCAACAAGCAUGGAAAUCUAAUCAGCAACAACAACAAACACAUGAUGAAAGACAACAGCUCAGUAUCUCACAAGUAAUGUCAGAAAGUCAUCAAGAACAGCAACAACCAAGUGAUUCACAACAGCAAGAAUUACAUAGUCAGCAACAGUCAUCUGUUUCACAGAUAUCUCAUGACUCAAAACAGUCACAGCAGGAAACUGCUCUUGUUUCAAAAAAAAUUGAUUCACUCACACAAAAUAUACAUGAUAUGUAUGUCACUCAAAUGCCAAAACGAACUAAUCAAACAAAUAAACCAGGUAGAAAUAUUAUUGUGGAAACAAAUAUGCUUAAACUCAUUUUUGCACAAAAUUUUCAAACAAAUAUUAUACAUUAUGAUGUAAUCAUAACACCAGAUAAACCAAAAUUUUUAUUAAGGACUGUUUUUGAAGAAUUUAGGAAAAAACAAUGUCCAAAAAGAUAUCCUGCAUUUGAUGGUAAAAAAAAUGCAUAUAGUGCACAAAAUCUUCCUUUUGGUGAUAAAAGUAAAGAAGAAGAAAUAAAAAUUUUUGAUGUUAAUACAGGAAGAGAAAAAAAUUUCAAAAUAUACUUAAAUAAAGUUGCAUCUCUUGAUUUAUCAUGGUUAAAAAAUCUAAAAUGUGAUUUGAUGGAUUCUGAAAGGAAUCAAAAAUGUAUACAAGCAUUAGAAAUUAUUUUACGUCAUGGACCUGCAUACCAAUAUACAGUGAUUGGCAGAUCACUUUUUCAACAACCAGAACCAGGCAGAGUUGUAUCAUUAUCAAAUGGAUUAGAUUUAUGGGUUGGUGUAUUUCAAUCUGUUGUAAUUGGAUCUAAACCAUAUUUGAAUAUAGAUGUUGCACAUAAAGGAUUUCCUAAAAGUCAAUCAGUUAUUGAUUUGAUGAAAGAACUAUGUAAUGUACAGGAUUUAACUCCAAAAGUUGUAGAACAGAAUCUUUUUAAUAUAAAUAAAUUCUUAAAGGGAUUAAAAAUUCAAUAUGAAUUACCUGGACAACCUACUACUAAAAGAACUUAUCGUGUAAAUAAAUUAGUUAAUUCUGCAAGAGAAAAUAAAUUUCGUUUGGAAGAUCAAACUUUAUAUUCGGUUGAACAAUACUUUUUACAAAUUAAAAAAUAUACAAUAAAAUAUCCCACUUUACCAUGUCUUUGGGUAGGAUCUCAAAAAAACUCAAUUUACUUACCUGCUGAGUUAUGUACAAUAAUUGCUGGACAAGUUAUACAAAAAGACAUGAAUAAAAUUCAAACUUCUAAGAUGAUUCGCGAAACAGCAACUGAUACACGAAAACGUAAAGAAAAAAUUAUGAAUAAUUUUGCUAACAUGAAUUUAAAUCAGCAGCCAACUUUAAUGGAUGAAUUUCAUUUUUCUGUAAAUCCAGAAUUUGAAAAAAUACCAGCAAGAGUUCUAGAAGCUCCAAAAUUACAGUAUAAAGAAAAGGAAGUUAAUGUAAAAAAGGGAAUAUGGAAAGCAGAAAAAUUUUUUAUUCCUUGUAUUUUACCAAAGAAAUCAUGGACUAUUUUAAACUUGGAUAAUCGCAUAUAUAAUCAUGAUUUAUAUAAUUUAUAUGAAAAACUACAGAACGGUGGUAAGUUCUUGAACAUGGAAAUUGCUGAAGCACUAACUCCAUUUGCAAAUUUAACUAUUGAAACAAAUAUUAAUAAAAUUAUCGAAUAUUUUAACGAUAAAAAAAAACAAAAGAUAUUACUUGUAGUAGUGAUACUUCCAAAUUUAGACAAUGCAUAUAGUAUUGUAAAACAAAUUUGUGAACUUCAAAUACAUGAAGGUAUUGUAACUCAAUGUAUAAAAAAUCAAACUUUAAAAAAAUUAAAUGAUUCAACAAUUGGGAAUAUUUUGUUAAAAAUUAAUUCAAAGCUUAAUGGUAUUAAUCAUAUUAUUACCCCUACUUGUCGUCCAAAUUGCCUACGUAAACCAUGUAUGAUAAUUGGUGCAGAUGUGACUCAUCCAUCACCUGAUGCAAUAAAUACACCCUCAAUUGCAGCUGUAGCAGCAAGUCACGAUCCAAAUGCUUUUAAAUAUAAUGUUGAAAUAAGACUUCAAUCACCGAGAGAAGAAAUAAUUCAGGAUUUGGAAGAAAUUAUGAUUAUUCAGUUGAAAUACUUUUUUGGAAUAACGAGACAAAAACCUCAAAAAUUAAUUUUUUAUCGAGAUGGAGUAAGCGAAGGACAUCUUAAACAAGUAAUACAUAAAGAAUUAUCUGCAAUAAAAAGAGCUAUUGCGCGCUUAGAGAAAUCUAAUGACAUAAAAAUCCCAAUCACAUUUCUUGUAGUUCAAAAACGACAUCAUGUACGCUUUUUUCCAACUGAUGUGAAGAAUUCUGAUGAUAAAAAUUUUAAUGUACAAGCAGGGACUAUUGUUGAUACUGAAAUUACACAUCCAACUCAUAUAGAUUUUUAUCUUGUAUCUCAUACUAGCAUACAAGGUACUGCUAGGCCUACAAAAUAUAGAUGUAUAUGCAAUGAAAAUCAAAUGCCUGAAAAUGAAAUAGAACAACUUACAUAUUAUCUUUGUCAUAUGUUUGCGCGUUGUACAAGAUCUGUCAGUUAUCCUGCACCUACAUAUUAUGCACAUUUAGCUGCUUUUAGAGCAAGAGCAUUAAUACACAAUACUUCAUUGAAUAUAGAAAAUCUGCAAGAGGAACAGCGGAAAAAAAUGACCUUAAAAAUAAUAAAAGUUCACCUAUGUUUUUUGUAUAAAAUAAAUAUAUUAUUUUAAUAUGUAUGGAAUGUAUACUUGAAUUUUUUGAUUGCUACUUUAUAACAAUAAUGUAUAACAUUUUUGUUUCAAAUAUAAUAAAAUAUUUUCAUAAUGAAUAUUAUUAUUUUAUAAUAUUUAAUUACAAUUGUUACAAUUAAUACAAUAUUUUAUUUUAAA